AUGCGUCGCUGCACAGUAGUCCUCGCUCUGUGCUUGACGUCAAGUGCGUUUGCUGCACAGUGUGGCAAUACUACCAUUCACAGCGCUGCAGACGCCGACGCUUUGCGCAAAGCCUGCCGUGUAGUCGACGGCACCAUUACUAUUCCGCUGAGCUUGAAUGAGCUGGAGAACAUUUCUCUCGAUGGUAUUGAGGUCAUCAAUGGGGAUUUGAGAAGCUACAACUGCGGCUCUAUAUCCAUCAAACGCCGAUCAUCGACAAAUAGUUCAGUCGUAAGCUUCUCGAGCUCAACCCUCACAACUAUCCAUGGAGAUCUUGCGCUGGAUGGAUGUAUCCCAGACUUUACAAACAUUAGUUUUCCAAACCUCAAGACUAUCGACGGAGCCUUCGAUCUCGUCAAUACUGCGUCUCUGGCGUAUCUCGACAUCACCAACCUGGACUCGGUCGGCUACUUUCGCCUCCACGCCCCAACUCUUGUAACGAUGGUGCACAAGGAGCUGCGCAAUGUUACCGGAGCCCAUGGCACCAAAAAAGUUGUUGUCGAGGAGACAAGCCUUACCUCAGUUGAUAGCUUGUUUCGGAAUCCCCUCGACAUAGGUGAUUCCCCCGCCAGUAUCGGAGGGAAAACCCUAAUGUUUGAGAAUUAUCCAACCCAGACCUUGACCAAUGCGACCUUUGGGUUCGCACGGGCGGGAAGUCUGUCGAUCGAAGGCAACGGCACCUUGUAUGUGACGCUAGGUGGGCCAGAACAAACGACCAUGGCCCUUACAAACCUGACAUUCUCUCGUGGCACGGCGGGGCUCAUCCGAAAUCCUCAGCUAGCAAAUCUCACAGUGGAAACCGUGACCUUGGGUUCAUAUAACAACUUUACGGAUCUAAUGCUACCAUUUGACAGCAUGUCAAGUCUGACUAUCCUUUACGAGCAAACGUUGACGCAACUGGAAUUGCCACCGCAGGCCGUUAACUAUACCAACUUUAGCUUCACACUCUUUGGUUGCACGAAUCUGAACUUGAGCAGCCAAUUCACAACUGACCCAGAUGGGACCACUCGCCAGACAUGGUAUUGGCCACAGAAAGAUAUCAACAGUCUCUCGCUUGUAGGCAACAUUGCUACUCCUUUCUUGUAA
Molecule: messenger RNA, 1125 nt
Organism: Trichoderma breve
Lineage: Eukaryota; Fungi; Ascomycota; Sordariomycetes; Hypocreales; Hypocreaceae
Exons: 2
Coding region: 1-1125 (374 amino acids)
Source: RefSeq, a predicted model, not a curated record